UACUUCACUUCUUUAGUUUAAGUAAGAAGUCACUUCUUUUAAGCUAACUUAAACGGCCCACUAGCUUUUGUUUCAUGGCUUUUACUUCUUUUCUAAACAUUUUAAUCACUUAUAAGUCUUAACUUGUUUCUAACUUAUACUUCAAUUUUUUUACUUUAAGCAGAAAGCACUUAAGCUCACCCAACCGGCCCCUGUAUUUUUUUAUUUUUUAGGAUAGGUAUUUAAGGUAUCCAAGUGGCUAUAAUGAUAGGACUAAAAUUGUUGGUACUAUAUAGUAUUUGGUUCACCUGGAUUGUGGUUAAAUUAUGCAAACUACAUUCAUUUUGCAAGAUAAUGGAGUUGAAUACUAUUAUUUUGGCUUGCUACAUUUUAAUCUGUACCAUAACAAGGUCCGUGGCAGUUGAUACCAUCAGAAUGCAUCAGAGUUUUCGAGAUGGUGAUACUAUCACAUCAGCAGGUGGAGAGUUUGAACUUGGAUUUUUCAGCCCAGGUAGUUCGACGAAUCGAUAUCUGGGCAUCUGGUACAGGAAAAUAUCCAGAGGGACUGUUGUUUGGGUUGCUAAUAGAGAUGUUCCUCUCAUGAACACCUCAGGCUUAGUGCAGGUCAAUCGCAAGGGAAUUACAUUGCAAUUGGUUGAUAAUAGUACUGGGGUAAUAUGGUCAUCGAAUACGUCUGUAUCAAUGAAGAAUCCUGUUGCACAGCUAUUAGAUACAGGGAAUUUAGUUUUAAGGGAAGGGCAUCCUGAUUUCAACAGCGUAGAAGAUUUUAAAUGGCAGAGCUUUGAUCACCCCGGAGACAAUUUGCUACCUGGCAUGAAACAUGGGAUAGACCUGGUAACUGGUCUGAACAGGAUCUUUUCAUCAUGGAGAAGUGACGUUGAUCCAUCAGUUGGCAGUUUUUCACAUGGACUUGAUCCUAAUGGUUUUCCACAAUAUUUUGUGUCAAAAGAUUCGUUAAUUUGGACGAGGACGGGACUAUGGAAUGGUUAUAAAUUUGGUGGUCUUCCCAACAAGAACCAGAAUGGAAUUUUUAAAGAUGUGUUUGUUUUCAAUGAAAAGGAAAUCUAUUAUAGGUUUCAUCUCAUCAAUACAACUUCUGCUAUAAUGAGGUUCAUACUGACUCCAAGCGGAGAUUCAAAACUUCUUGUGUGGAAUGAUCAGCAACAAAUCUGGAUGGUUUACCUUACUAUGCAGGACAGUGACUGUGAUCAUUAUGGACUAUGCGGUGUAUAUGGAAUAUGCAAGAUCAACAAUACACCAAGAUGUGAAUGCUUGAGAGGAUUUAUUCCGAAAUUUCAAGAGGAGUGGAAAGCAGCUGAUUGGUCUGGUGGAUGCAUCCGCAAAACUGAUCUAGUUUGUGGGAACGACGAAGGCUUUAUGAAAUAUUCUGGUGUGAAGUUACCAGACACACGUCACUCAUGGUAUAACAUGAAAAUGAACCUUCAAGAAUGUGAGAUAUCAUGCCGGAAAAACUGUUCUUGUACAGCUUAUGCAAUUGCAGAUGUCAGAAGAGGUGGACAUGGAUGUAUCUUAUGGUUUUCUGACCUAAUUGAUAUUAGAGACUACACAGUAGAAGGGGAAGAUAUCUACGUAAGAAUGCCAUCGUCUGAAUUAGUAAAAAGCCGAAGCUCCAGAGUAAAGUGGAAAUUAGAGUUCAUUCUCAUUGCUUCAGUACUAGUAGUAGUGCUACUUGGCCGAAUAUUCCUUGUAGCAUGCAAGAAGAGAAAGCUGCAGAAAGAAGAAAAAUUGAAAUUGAAUUUGGAAAGUGUUGCCUUGACCAAAAUUGAGAAUGAAGAUCUGGAGUUGCCAUUAUUUGACUUCCAAAGCAUUGCAAAUGCCACAAGUGACUUCUCACGAGAUAUGAUACUCGGAGAGGGUGGCUUUGGACCUGUAUACAAGGGUAUAUUGACUGAUGGACAAGAAAUAGCAGUGAAAAGGCUUUCAAGAAACUCAAGUCAAGGACUAGAUGAGUUUAAAAAUGAAGUUUCAUGUAUUGCCAAACUUCAACACAGAAAUCUAGUGACGCUUCUUGGUUGCUGCACGGAGAAAGGAGAAAGGAUUUUGAUCUACGAAUAUCUGGCUAACAAAAGUCUAGAUUCAUUCAUUUUUGAUAGUAACGUCAGAAACACAAUGGACUGGCCGAGGCUAUACAACAUAAUAAUUGGCAUUGCUAGGGGACUUCUUUAUCUUCAUCAAGAUUCAAAGCUGAGGAUCAUACACAGAGAUCUCAAAGCCAGUAACAUAUUACUUGAUCAUGAUAUGAAUCCAAAGAUUUCAGACUUUGGCAUGGCAAGAAGUUUCGGAGGAAAUGAAAGUGAAGCAAAAACGUUAAGAGUUGUCGGUACAUAUGGUUACAUGUCCCCGGAGUAUGCUAUUGAUGGACAAUUUUCUGUUAAAUCCGAUGUCUACAGCUUUGGCGUUUUGCUAGUAGAGAUAGCAAGUGGAAUGAAAAACAGAUUAUUCAAUCAUCCUGAUCACAGCUUUAACCUACUUGGGCAUGCAUGGAUAAGUUACAAACAAGGCAAACUGUUGGAACUCAUUGAUGGAGUGAUCUUGGAGCCCAAUAACCAUUAUGAAGCCUUGCGAGUUAUACAAAUUGGAUUACUUUGCGUUCAACAAGAUCCAAAGGACAGGCCAGUCAUGUCAGAGGUAGUUCUGAUGUUGAGCAGUAAUAUGAAGCUGCCGCAUCCUAAGCAACCUGGUUUUUUCAUGGAGAGAGAUUUGUUUGAAGCAGACCAAUUUUUGAGCAACCAAAAUCUGUCAACAUCCAACGAAUUAACAAUGACUACUCUCUUACCUCGACCAUAGUGAUAACACUGUUAUUUAUCCAAAACCUCUUGGUCUAGGGAAAAGCAAGAUUCAUGAGAUGUCAUUGAGCUGGUGCUGUGUUUUAUUCGUCGAGGGAAAUGCAGGGAAGUAAUGCUGUCAUUGAGAAAAUGUAAAAAUUGAUGGCAUAAGUAUCUCUUGGCAAGAUGAAUCUUAUUCAAGGAAUGAUGUAUCUACAAUAAAAAGAUAG
This is a messenger RNA of Daucus carota subsp. sativus, 3016 nucleotides long. RefSeq names its product G-type lectin S-receptor-like serine/threonine-protein kinase At4g27290. Gene Ontology annotation, biological process: recognition of pollen; protein phosphorylation. Gene Ontology annotation, molecular function: protein serine/threonine kinase activity; ATP binding. The transcript is spliced from 7 exons. The record is from RefSeq and is a predicted model, not a curated record. NCBI's taxonomy places the organism in Eukaryota, Viridiplantae, Streptophyta, Magnoliopsida, Apiales, Apiaceae. The coding region runs from base 244 to 2808 and encodes 854 amino acids.